AUAACUUUUAAAAUUAAUUUUAAUAGUAUCUGUUUAAAAUAUGUUGAUAAUCUACAAAUCUAAAUUGUUAAGUCACAGCUACUCUUUGCCACACUCCUGUCUAUGUCGAUUCGGCUUCGGCUUCUUUCCGUUUUUAGUUGUAUUUAUUCGUAAUACCGCUCGUUCAUAUCGUUUGUUAGCUUAAUAUUAAGGAUAUGAUGGUAAUGGAUGAAUAAUAUAUAUAAAAAUGAAGUCCGUUGUGGCUUACGUGCGCAGUCUUCUUGGUUGGUGCGAUAGUGAACAAUCUUUGAGAACAAACUUGAAACGCGACAGGGCGGAUGACGAAUCGUCCUCUGAUGAUGAUUUGCCCUCGUUAAAAAGGUUCAGACAAUUGAGGAAGACCAAUUUUCCAGAUGUCAUGUCAACAAACGAUCUUUCGGAAAUCAAGACUGUUAAGCCAGCCAAGAAUGUACGAUAUGUUCCGAUUCAGAUAGAAUCUGGUCACCCCAGUACUUCAACCCCUAAUGUGUUACCUGUAAGAACACCAACAAGGUUGCGAUUGGUAUCAGAUAUAGUUGGAGAUGUCAAUAAGAAUGGCUCAACAUAUUUAUUGAAAUCUAAGGUUAGGAGUCCUGUGAGACAGGUGGUACAGGCUGUGGUAGAUGAUAGUGACGAGGAUGAGGAACCAAAGGUAUCAUGGGUUGAAAGCAAACCAGAUACCAAAAAGACAGUAUACAUUAAUUUAGAUGAAGAUGAAAUAGAGAAAGAAGAUGAUGUUAUUCUGGUCAGAGAAGUAUCUCCACCACAACCGGCAAAACAAUACAAAUAUGUUUUAUCUAAUAAUGAGGAACUUGGGUCCAAAAGUAAUAAGCAGUAUUACAGGCUCACAAAAAUCAAAGAUAAAGAGGAAAAAACAUCACCAAGAAUCCACAGCUUGAAAACACACGGUGGGAUCAGUAAAUCUUACAAGAAGGUUACUCCUCUUCCCAAUUGGAUGCAAAAACAAAAUUUAAAUCUUUCUCCGAAAAGAAAUAGAGUCUCAAACCUGAAUGGAAACGGUAGAACAAUGCUGUCUGAAGUGUUUAACUUACAUGAAAAACGUAAUUACCAAGAAUUAAUUAGGCGUGUUGCAACCAGCACCACACCUUUGACAUUUAGUAAACCUGUGGACAUAAUAAAUUUAGCAGAAGAAACUGCAUCAUUUCGCAACACUUUAAAAUCGCAGAAAAGAUCAUUGAAUGAAUUAAAGUUAUUGGAAAAAGAUCUUAGUAUUAACAAAGAGAAUCAAGAUGCAGAGGAAUAUGAUCCUGUUACUGUGGCUUCACUUAAUCUGUCAGAUUCCGAUGUUGAAGUUGUACCAUCUGAGUGCUCAACCACAUCCUCAACGAAAAUAACUCCUGUGAAUUCUUUGCGUGACUCAUUGAACGAUAAAGAUAUCACAGCCAAAGACUGGCUACCUAAAUUACAUGAUAAAUAUAAAAAGAAGAAAGAAUAUACCAAUAAAAAAAUAGAAAAUGCCCGUAGAGAGUCUGACAUCAUAUCUAAAGUAAACCAUGAACAAAGCAUAGCACUUAUAGCUAAUAAGUUUAAAUAUGAAUUAAGUUUACCGGAGAGUUUAAUUGAGGAAGUUCCAGCAACUCCAGAUUUUCCUAAAUUGAGUCCAGAACAAGAGCAACUGAUCAAAAGGGCUCUAGGACCAGGACCAUUGGACCAGGUGUUUGUGCAAAAAUUCCGUAUGAGUAUCCGCAGGCGAGAUCUACAAACGUUGUCUGGCCUGAACUGGCUAAAUGAUGAGGUGAUCAACUUCUACAUGGAGUUGAUAACGCAAAGGAGUGAGCAACGCCCUGACUUACCCAAGGUUCACCACUUCAACACUUUCUUUUAUCCUAAACUGAUGCGACAGGGUCAAGCCGCCUUGCAGCGUUGGACUAAGAAGGUGGACAUUUUCUCGAAAGACAUAAUCUUGGUGCCAGUUCACUUGGGUGUACACUGGUGCAUGAGCAUAGUGGACUUGCGGGCGAAACACAUUUCCUACCUGGACAGCAUGGGCGGCAGCAACCAGCCCUGCCUGGAUGCAUUGCUGCAGUACCUGCGUGAUGAGCACCAGGACAAGAAGGGGCAGCCCUUUGAUGAUAAAGACUGGAAAACUGAAAACUUGAAGAACAUUCCGCAGCAGAUGAACGGCAGCGACUGCGGCAUGUUCGCGUGCACGUUCGCGGAGUUCGCGUGCCGUGACGAACCUUACAGCUUCACGCAGGCCCACAUGCCUUACCUCAGGCGGAAAGCGGCUCUUGAGAUACUGCGGGCAGAGCUACUCCUCUAAGUGACAGUGCAGUUUGUGUUUUUGUGAAUAUAAUGUUAUAACAAUAUGAAUAUUCUCGUUGUGUCCAAGUGUACUAAGGUGAGUGGCGAAUAUAUAUUCAUGGUUCAAUUUAUUUGUAAACUCAAAUCCUUAUCAAUAUUGUUGUAUUAUAUAAUGACACUUUUACUGUCACAGCUGUUGUACAAAUGCUUCUUAUUCCAAUAGUUGUCACAUAAUAUUGUAUUGUUUAGCAAACCAUUAACUUUACAAUCAAUGAGUUAAUCAACUUAACUUUCUUAUCCUUAGUAUGCUUAUAAGGCUACUUCAAGAGCAGACUCAGUGCCCAUCUCUUACUAAAAAGAAUAUGAAUAAACAAUCAAAACUGGGAAAAGUAGUCAUUUUAUCAAAAUUGAAUUGAAUUUUCUGUAGAACAUAUUUUAAACUCAACUAAAAAUACAUUUUUUCCCAUCUGAAUGAAAAGUUCACUUUUGGUCCCUGGUCCAAGGGACGAAAGUACCAGACUUCUCUCCCAGCAAGACGACCCUCACUUUAACUCCCGGUAACCUAACAACCAUUAGUUUGUCAAAACAAAUAUGAAGAUUUUUAUCCAGAUGAAAAAAAAAAUGUAUAUUCACCACAGGGAAAGUAGGACAUUGUUAUCCGUGAUUGAUAAUAAUCCGCGAGAAUGUCCAACGUCCUGUUGUAAAUAAAAGACAACAAUUAUGUUUUUGUUUGUUCUACUGACAGGAAAUUAAAAUUAAUAUACCACUUU
Molecule: messenger RNA, 3053 nt
Organism: Papilio xuthus (Asian swallowtail)
Lineage: Eukaryota; Metazoa; Arthropoda; Insecta; Lepidoptera; Papilionidae
Product: sentrin-specific protease 1
Exons: 7
Coding region: 227-2302 (691 amino acids)
Biological process (GO): proteolysis; protein desumoylation
Cellular component (GO): nucleus
Molecular function (GO): deSUMOylase activity
Source: RefSeq, a predicted model, not a curated record